Molecule: messenger RNA, 1566 nt
Organism: Cynocephalus volans (Philippine flying lemur)
Lineage: Eukaryota; Metazoa; Chordata; Mammalia; Dermoptera; Cynocephalidae
Gene: ITGB1BP1
Product: integrin subunit beta 1 binding protein 1
Exons: 8
Coding region: 384-986 (200 amino acids)
Biological process (GO): negative regulation of focal adhesion assembly; negative regulation of substrate adhesion-dependent cell spreading
Cellular component (GO): ruffle; cell periphery; cytoskeleton
Molecular function (GO): integrin binding
Source: RefSeq, a predicted model, not a curated record
GAGCCGCGGUGCCCGGCUCCCGGGGGACCGUCUUCCUGUGACGCCGGGGGGUCGGGCUUGGAUCCGCGGAGUCCAGCCCCGGGAGGGAGGCGAGCGCGAGGCGCCCUUGCGUUUGGUGCAGGCUUCGCUCCUGCUUCGCCUCAGCCCCCGCGCCCUGCACUGGCUGGGGCUUGUGUCUAUCUUGUUGACUGUCGCAUCCCCCGUGCCCAGCACGUGGCGGGGACCCCAUCACGGUGACAGGUACAUUGUUUUUCUGAAAAGAAUUGACCAUGUGUGCAUGAAAGGAAGCUCUCAGUGCAGACUGCUCUCUGUGGGACCUGUGAAGACGAUACAAUAGUGUUCAAUUCUGUAGGGAUCUUCUCUGGAUCAAGUUAUGGUGAAAAAUGUUUCGGAAAGGCAAAAAACGGCACAGUAGUAGCAGUUCCCAAAGUAGUGAAAUCAGUACUAAGAGCAAGUCUGUAGAUUCCAGCCUUGGGGGUCUUUCACGAUCCAGCACAGUGGCCAGCCUUGACACAGAUUCCACCAAAAGCUCGGGACAAAGCAACAAUAAUUCAGAUACCUGUGCAGAAUUUCGAAUAAAAUAUGUUGGUGCCAUUGAGAAACUGAAACUCGCUGAGGGAAAAAGUCUUGAAGGGCCACUUGACCUCAUAAAUUACAUAGAUGUUGCCCAGCAAGAUGGAAAGUUGCCUUUUGUUCCUCUGGAGGAAGAAUUUAUUAUGGGAGUUUCCAAGUAUGGUAUAAAAGUAUCAACAUCAGAUCAGUAUGAUGUUUUACAUAGGCAUGCUCUAUAUUUAAUCAUCCGGAUGGUAUGCUAUGAUGAUGGCCUUGGGGCAGGAAAAAGCUUACUGGCUUUGAAGACCACAGAUGCAAACAAUGAAGAAUACAGCCUGUGGGUUUACCAAUGCAACAGCCUGGAACAAGCACAAGCCAUUUGCAAAGUUUUAUCCACCGCUUUUGACUCUGUAUUAACGUCUGAGAAAUCUUGAAUCCUGCAAUCAAGUGGAAGUCAACUUCAUCUGAAAGUUCAGCUGUUUUCUAAGUAGUUGUUUUCAGUCUGCAGUGUUGCAUGGAACUAUGAAGUAAUCUCUUGCUCUAGAUUUUCUGAAGAAAAUGCAAUGUAUAAAAUAUUGAUCAUUUGUUUUUAUAUUAAAGUGUGUUAAACAGUGACAAUUAUUAAUGAAGUUAUUUUCUGGGAUAAAAAGGAAACCUAAGUCAUUUCUAAAUGCAAAUAAGCUUAACACCUGAGUGUCACAGAAGUCCAUUCAGUGAAUAAUAACAACAUUGAGGACCUGUCUGAGGAAGACUACUGAAAUCUCUUCUCUAGCAGCUUCCCACUUGGGGCUGUGGGCAAGCAGAGGUUUGGACUGCGGACCCAGGUUCACGCUGGUUUGGAACAGGGACGUUGCCAACUUAAGACAAAGUAAAUUUGCCAGAGCGUGUUUUCAAAAUAACAUGCUAGUAAACUACGUUUAUCUCAGAGUGAAGAGAACCUUAAAAGAGUACUGCUUAUGCUAAAAGUAACUAGUACUUAAAGAAUAUCAUGCAAGUAUGCUAGUGUACUUAAAA